UCACUGAAUCUUUUGAAAAACAAAUCAAGUCAGUUAACGUUGAGCUCUCCGAAUAAAUAGUUUGAAAAGUACAAUUUGUGUUCCGUUAAAGUUCCCUUAAGGUUUCCAGAUUGUCUGUUCAAGAUGCGAGGCAAGGAGGUGCCUCUUGUAGCAAUAUUGUUAUGUGGCUACGGUCUAUUGGCAACAGCAGAGCCACAGCGCAAGCAUAAACGAAGCAUAGAACUAUCAGCUGCUCAUCAAUUAAUCUCCGACGUGCGUUUACCAACCGAUUUCACUCCGUUGAGCUAUGUACUGGACUUGCGACCAAAUUUGGAAAAUUCCACCUUUUCCGGCAUCGUCAAAAUUAACAUGUCUUGCGAACAACAGACAAAUAAAAUCGCCUUACAUUCACAUUUCGAUAUGAAAAUUGUGGUGGCUGAUAUAAAAAUCAAACGACUCAAAAACAAUGAAACGACCGAUGAGGAGUUAACUGAAAAAAUCGAGAUCCAAAGGGCCAAUCGUAUGCCAAAGAAACCAAUCUAUCAGAUUUUCCUGAAGAGUCCAUUAAAGAAAGGCGCACUUCUGGAAUUACAUAUCGAAUUUAGUGGCAUAAUAUGGGAAACAGCUGAAGGUUUGUUCAAAGGAUCGUAUUCAGAUAGUAACGGCGAUAAGAGACAUUAUCUAGCCACACAUACAAGACCGAACAACGCACGUCAUAUAUUCCCAUGCUUUGAUGAACCUGGCUUCAAAGUACCGUUUACUGUGAGCAUAUCUAGACCGAAAAACUACACAACACUGUUUAACGUUCGAGUGCAAUCGACUGUUGAAAUGGACGGUGAUUACGAAAUUGAUCAUUUCGAAACAACACCGCCAAUGUCGACAAUUUCGUUCGGCUUCGUUAUUUCACAAUUGACCCAACUGAACAUCACUACGGAAACGCCACUCCUGAAACCAAUUAUCAGAAUUUGGGCUAGGGAAGAUUAUCAGGAUGAGUUGAAGGAUGUUUAUGGAAAGGUCGAAAAAGUGCUGACAUAUCUGCGAAACUAUUGGGACGAAGAUUAUCCGCUAUGCAAAUUGGAUAUUGUAGCAUUACCAGCUGGAUUUUCGUCAUUGAAGCCGGUAGAUAACUGGGGUCUUAUCGUUUUCAAAGAAAGCGACUUGUCGAAUCAAGGAUACUAUUUACUAGCUCAAGAGCUUGCAUACCAAUGGUUAGGUUCGUGGGUAACGCCGUUGUGGUGGAGUGAUGCUCAUUUAAAUAAAGCUUUGGCUGGAUUUUUGGCUGCCUCUGCUGCUUUGGAGAUUGAUAAUGGUCAAGAAUUCGAUGGUAAAUGGCCAAUGACGACACUAUACAGUGUCUACUAUGAAUUUAGCAAAAGAUAUCCCCAUUCACGCAUCACCGGCCUCAAACAAGAGGCAACAUGUACAAAAACGGAAUUGGUCCUACGCAUGUUAAAUUACACAAUUGGUGCCGAAACAUUCAAGAAAGGGUUGAGGAAGUUCUUCGCCGAUGGUCAUUGCGGAACGUUUGUGGGUGACAAUGUUUGGAAAGCAUUGACCGAACAAGCCCACGCAGAUAAAACAUUACCGCCAGGGGUUACUGUUAACGAAAUCGUCGAAUCAUGGAUAUUCAAGGAUCGCCUACCGGUCGUUACAGUAUCGCGAAAAUAUGCCACUCAAUCGGCAGUAGCAACACAAAAAGUUUAUUUGCGAGAACGUCCGCACGAUGUGCCGGAACAAGACAAAAUGUUGUGGUGGAUUCCAUUGGUAGUCUUGUCGCAAGACAAAUUGAAUUUCCGUAACACGACGCCGUCAAUUUGGUUGAAUAAAGUCCGUGAUGUGCAGUUGGACGGUCUACCAGCGGCCGAUAAAUAUAUCAUCGUCAAUCCGGAAGAAAUUGGUCCAUUCCCAGUGAACUAUGAUGCAGACAAUUGGAAUUUAUUGUCCAACUAUCUUCAAACAGAAGAAGGAAGGAAGCACAUUCCUACGUACACAAGAGCUAAACUUCUUCACGAUGCUUGGAAUUUGGCCUACGCUGGAGACCUUAGCUUUGCCACAGCAUUCAAUAUGACCCUCUUUAUGAAAUAUGAAAGGGAUCACAUUGUUUGGAACCCAGUGUUCACACUGAUCGAUCACAUAGGCGCUCACAUUGACAUGUCUUCUGUGCACAAGAAAUUCCAAACAUAUGUCCGUAUCUUACUGACACCACUUUACGAGGAAUUAGGCCCAUAUGCACAACCGAACGAAGAAAAGUGGAAAGACAACCUGAGAUCUUUAGCCAGGUUGUUCUUAUGUCAAGCUGGAUAUCGUCCAUGCAUUGAAGAAGCUCAGGCUGCAUACAAAAAAUGGAUGGAUAUCGAAAAUCCAGACGAUGGAAAUCCCGUUAGCAAUCAGUACAUCUGUCCAGUCUUUAAAUGGGGUACCCAAGAAGAGUGGGAAUUCGGUUUGCAGAGAGUGAUUAAUUUCCCAUCAUCACGAAAGCAGAGUGAGAGAACCUAUUUGCUGAAAUGCCUGGUAUCGUGUCCCAUGCAAUCGUCCAAAAUUGAAAGACUUUUGAACAUAACGAUUCUGGAAGAAAAUGGCAAUUUCACCGAGAACGAUAUAUUCUUGGAAUUCAACAUGUUGUCGGGUGGAUCAAACGGCUAUUUAACUCUGUUCAAUUUCUUGUCUGACAAUUGGGACUUGAUACGGCAGAGAUUUGAAAACAAAACGAACCUCUGGGACAACUUGAUUGGAUCAGCAACCGGAGUGUUUACCACGCAGGAAGGAUACGAUAUGGUUUCCGAAUUGUAUGUGGCUCGACAGGGUGAAUUCGGAAGUGCCGAACAUAUUAUUGAAAAGUCACUGAGACACAUUAAAGAGGAGACGAAAUGGAGUGACGAGAAUUUGCCCAUAAUUGAAAAGUGGCUGGAUAAAUAUUUGGAGCGUGCCAACACAUUGGAGAGUAAAUUUAGCGGAUAGAGUUUCGUAGGCACAGAUCGAAUAAUAGGGGCGAGUGCAUUUUGAUUUUAUUGAAUGGAUUUGAACAAUAACUUAGAAUUAAGGAAGAAA
This is a messenger RNA of Bradysia coprophila, 3027 nucleotides long. Its product is annotated as aminopeptidase N. Gene Ontology annotation, cellular component: cytoplasm; membrane. Gene Ontology annotation, biological process: proteolysis. NCBI's taxonomy places the organism in Eukaryota, Metazoa, Arthropoda, Insecta, Diptera, Sciaridae. Gene Ontology annotation, molecular function: zinc ion binding; metallopeptidase activity. The record is from RefSeq and is a predicted model, not a curated record.